This is a messenger RNA of Aspergillus pseudonomiae, 1828 nucleotides long. Its product is annotated as SPFH domain-containing protein. Gene Ontology annotation, cellular component: membrane. NCBI's taxonomy places the organism in Eukaryota, Fungi, Ascomycota, Eurotiomycetes, Eurotiales, Aspergillaceae. The transcript has 2 exons. The record is from RefSeq and is a predicted model, not a curated record. Bases 209 to 1507 code for a protein of 432 amino acids.
CAGCACGCAGACAUAUUGUAACGUUCCCAUGAUCAGCAUUCAUUGUAUAGGAUGACUCAGCAUAUAUAUAUGCCUCAGGCAUGAAUUCCCGCAAGUUGACCCGUAGCUUCAGCUUCAUCCGAAGGCCCCAGACUGGUCUCCAGCGUCCAACCGUCUUGCCACCAAUCAUUCCCCCUAGGGAGCAAUCCAGAUAUUCUUGCCUAUCACAAUGGAUGUGGCAUCUAGGCAGUCAUCAAGACUGCUUCGGUCCUCCCCGAACGCCAUCACGUCCCGUUUACUCCAGAACCCUCGGCUUCCUAUCUCCGCACUCACAGCUACGAACAGCCUGAAUAGCGUUCGGCGACGAAAUGUUUCUUCUUCGCCCCGGCGUCUCGCACCCGAAUCUCUGCUGAACUUUGGGGCUGGAUCGCAACCUGGGGGACCCCCUACCUACUUCUCCAAUCGCUCGGCGCUCCCCAUGAACACGGUUAUUCGAUUCGUCCCUCAACAGACAGCAUGGAUUGUGGAGCGGAUGGGAAAGUUUCACCGUAUCUUGGAGCCCGGUCUUGCGAUUCUGAUUCCAUUCAUUGACCGGAUUGCCUAUGUCAAGAGCUUGAAGGAAUCGGCCAUCGAGAUCCCGAGUCAGAAUGCUAUUACCGCGGAUAACGUCACACUGGAGCUGGAUGGUGUGCUGUAUACGAGAGUGUUCGAUGCGUAUAAGGCGAGCUACGGUGUGGAGGAUGCGGAGUAUGCCAUCUCCCAACUUGCACAGACGACUAUGCGCUCGGAGAUCGGCCAGCUUACACUUGACCACGUGCUGAAGGAGCGCGCGACGUUAAAUACCAACAUCACCCAGGCUAUCAACGAGGCGGCACAAGACUGGGGAGUUGUUUGUCUUCGUUAUGAAAUUCGAGAUAUCCAUGCACCGGAGGGCGUUGUCGCUGCCAUGCAUCGCCAGGUCACGGCUGAGCGGUCGAAGCGGGCGGAGAUUCUCGACUCCGAGGGUCAACGGCAGAGUGCGAUCAACAUCGCUGAGGGUCGGAAGCAGUCCGUUAUCCUGGCUUCGGAAGCUAUGCGGCAAGAGCAGAUUAACCGUGCCGCUGGUGAGGCUGAAGCGAUCUUGCUGAAGGCACAGGCUACCGCAAAGGGGAUCGAUGCUGUUGCUCAGUCUAUCGCGGCUGAUAAGGAGAAUGCCAAUGGAGCUCUUAGCCUGCGUGUGGCAGAGAAGUAUGUCGAUGCUUUCUCCAACCUGGCUAAGGAGGGCACUGCGGUUGUCGUUCCCGGAAACGUUGGGGAUAUGAGUGGAAUGGUUGCGAGCGCCAUGGCUAUCUACAAGAAGGUCAACGAGGGCCAGGCGCACACCGUUGCGGCGAAGACCCUGGGAGUCGAACCCAUUCAAGACCACACCUCAGACAAAGCGUCUGAACUGGACCAUGAAGUAAAACCGGAAGUUGAAGAGAACGCCCAUGAAAAUGUCGCAGAGGAGGUGCUGGAUGGCUUCAAUGAGGCUAGCCAGCAGAAGAGAUAAUUUGGAAUGAUGGACUGUACUAUUUCCUCUACAGGCUCAACGUCUUCUUUGACCUCUUUCUUAUCCACCGCUACCUCUAGUCCCCUUUACGAUUGCUUUCGGAUGUGUACGAAAUACCUAUCCCUGCCACACUGUACCUUUAUUAUCGCCCCUCAGUCAUUUGUUUUCCAUUGCCCGACAUUUCUUUAGGAUGUGCUUGAAACAAGCGCCUUGGGAAAAAGCUUGUGGUCAUUGCCCGUUUAGCGUAUUGCCUAGUUAUUUGAGGAGAGUGUGAUCUCUAUUCAAACGAAGUAUCAUGUAUAGUAGACAAGUGGGUUGAGA